Medicago truncatula (barrel medic) is the source of this 1381-nucleotide messenger RNA. RefSeq lists its product as uncharacterized. The coding region runs from base 144 to 998 and encodes 284 amino acids. The record is from RefSeq and is a predicted model, not a curated record. Lineage: Eukaryota; Viridiplantae; Streptophyta; Magnoliopsida; Fabales; Fabaceae. The transcript is spliced from 6 exons.
AUUAUUCUGGCCUUUCUCUUGUAGGUUUUUGACCAAACUUCUUACAGUAGAUUUACCUAGACUAUUUGUACGGCCAAACAAAAUUGUUUUGGAUUUUGAGAAGGGAAAAGCUGUUGGUCCCGUCACUGUUGGUCCUGUCGUUGAUGUUAUUAAAUCUGGAGAAAUGCAAGAAGGAAACAUGGAUUCUGUUGGUGAACUCUCCGUCACUCUUGUGGAUGCUCGAAAGCUUCCUUAUUUUUUUGGCAAGACAGAUCCAUAUGUUAUUCUUAGCCUUGGAGAUCAAACCAUACGCAGCAAAAAGAACAGUCAAACUACUGUCAUUGGCUGGCGCCCCUGGAAUGCCAAUUUGGAAUCAGGAUUUCCAUAUGCUUGUUUCCAACCCUAAAAAGCAGAAGUUAAGUAUCCAAGUUAAGGACGCUCUGGGAUUUGCAGAUUUGACCAUUGGUACUGGAGAGGUUGAUUUGGGAUCUCUUCAAGACACUGUACCAACAGACAGAAUUGUUGCUUUGCAAGGGGGUUGGGGUUUUUUACGAAAGGGCUUGUCUGGGGAGAUAUUGCUUAGGCUAACAUAUAAAGCAUAUGUGGAGGAUGAGGAAGAUGACAAGACUGAGGAGGAUUCCAUUGAUAUAGAUGUUUCAGACGAUGAGUUGUCUGAUACAGAAGAAGCAAAUGUCACUGAUAAGACGGGCGUAAGAGAAUCUGCGUACCCAACAGAUAAAGAAUCAUUUAUGGAUGUUUUGGCUGCAAUAAUUGUUAGCGAGGAAUUCCAAGGGAUAGUAGCAUCUGAAACAGGGUUUACCAAAGGUUUGGAUAAUGGCUCAAAUACAGGGUCUAAAGCAUCAAAAUCUCCUGUUGCCAAUGCGGAAUCAAUUCCUCCUAGUGCUGAUAAUUCUGAAGGUUCUUCUGGAGGGUCGGCCUUAUUUUGGCUUGCUGUGAUUACUAGCAUAGCAGUAUUAAUUGCUGUCAAUAUCAGUGGUUCAAGUAUCUUCAAUCCUUAAGAUGGUGUUCUGCUGCAUGCAAUCUUCAUCUUGGUUCAGCUAAACUUCUCUCCAUGCGUGGAUAACUAAUGGAGAGUGUCAUGAAAUGUAAUGAGAUAAAGCAGAUUGAAAUGGAAUGGAAAGAAUAAGUCUUGUUUCAUUCCAUAUCCACCAAAUUGGCGAGCAAAAAAAAAAGUGGAGUAUUGGAUGUAAUGAAAUGGAAUGCAUUCCAUCAUAUUCCAAUUCAUUCUGUCUUAUUUUAAACAAUCCCAAGGGUGGAACAUAUCAUUGUUAUUAUCGGUUCCCCGAUCCAAUCAUAGCAAAAUAAAAUCUUGUACUCUCAAACACAUCGUAAAUACUCAGUGGAUGUACGCCUUAAGAAAUAACGUCAGUUUUUGUUACAA